GAGGAAGGGGAGCUCAGGUGCCUGCCGGAGCUUGAGACCCGGCGCCCCCCACUCCCGGUAGGCUUCCACCCUCGCCAUGGCCGAACUGAUCCAAAAGAAGCUGCAAGGCGAAGUGGAGAAAUACCAACAGCUGCAGAAAGACUUGAGUAAAUCCAUGUCAGGGAGGCAGAAGCUUGAGGCGCAACUAACAGAAAACAAUAUCGUCAAAGAGGAACUGGCCUUGCUGGAUGGAUCCAACGUGGUCUUCAAACUUCUGGGUCCCGUGCUCGUCAAACAGGAGCUGGGGGAGGCUCGAGCCACAGUGGGGAAGAGGCUAGACUACAUCACAGCUGAGAUUAAACGAUAUGAAUCCCAGCUUCGGGACCUUGAGAAGCAGUCAGAGCAACAGAGGGAAACCCUGGCUCAGCUGCAGCAGGAGUUCCAGCGGGCCCAGGCAGCAAAGGCAGGGGCUCCUGGGAAGGCCUGACCCCAUGGGGGUGGGGGGUGAGGCAGCUCUAGGGUCUAUACUAUAGUAGUUAAUAAAAUGUAAAAAAAGAAAAACCCAA
Molecule: messenger RNA, 545 nt
Organism: Nannospalax galili (Upper Galilee mountains blind mole rat)
Lineage: Eukaryota; Metazoa; Chordata; Mammalia; Rodentia; Spalacidae
Gene: Pfdn6
Product: prefoldin subunit 6
Exons: 4
Coding region: 77-466 (129 amino acids)
Biological process (GO): protein folding; chaperone-mediated protein complex assembly
Cellular component (GO): prefoldin complex; cytoplasm
Molecular function (GO): protein-folding chaperone binding
Source: RefSeq, a predicted model, not a curated record